This is a messenger RNA of Musa acuminata subsp. malaccensis (wild Malaysian banana), 1572 nucleotides long. The record is from RefSeq and is a predicted model, not a curated record. Lineage: Eukaryota; Viridiplantae; Streptophyta; Magnoliopsida; Zingiberales; Musaceae.
GUGACGGCUUCACUAACUUCUCGACGCCCUUCGCCUUCCCCAUCGUUUUCUUGCCUUCCCCGCCAAACAAACACGAUAGGAAAGAACUCGCUCCUUCUCCGCUCUCUCCGAUCGCUCCACCAUCUCUUCGACCUCCUCGAGACCGCCGCAUCAAUCCGUGAUCCCUUCUUUCCGGCAUUCCAUUGGAAUGUUUUUUACCCUGAUUUUGACCUCAAAUCUGAAAGCAUGCUGUGUUCCAGGACAAGCUCUGUUAUCUCACAAGUUUCACCUUCAAUGAAUCCAUGAUGACAUCAGAAGAAAGAGUUUCAUACACCUCACCCUCUGAAGAAGACAAAGUUAGUCAUCAUGAUAGAGAGGAAGUUGGUUUCUUUGUUGAUCAUCACAAGAGUUAUGUGCCAAAAGUGUCAAUACCGGAUAAUCUAUAUCAAUCAUCACCAGAGCAUGACUUCCCUGAGCAGGACGAUCCAGCUCAAGACCCUGGUUAUUCAAGUCAUCUCAGGGCUAAUCCUGAAGUAAACUUGAAGAAUGUUUUGAGCGGGUUAGUUGCAAUUCUUACGGGCCGUAACCGAGUUAAUGGUUCUAUUCAAUCGCGACAGCUAAACUCCACCUCAGAUGUAUCAUUUUUAAGUUCUGAAUUGAAUGGAGAUAGCUUUUUGCAUCCAUCAGUCUAUUAUGUACCAAGUGCACCACCCUUCGAGGUAGAAGCUAUUGCCUGUAAUGCACAUAAAGAGGUACUUGUAGCAGAUCCUCCAGAGUGGCUUCCAGAUAGUUAUUCUAGAGUCUGCAUGCAAUGCAAUUCCCCAUUCACAGCCAUUAUUCAUGGUAGGCAUCACUGCCGGUUUUGUGGUCGUAUCUUCUGCAGAAACUGUACAAUGCGAAGAUGCUUGUUACCAGUCAAAUUUCGGGAGCGAAAUCCUCAAAGAGUCUGUGAUACUUGCUACGACAGGCUUGAACCUUUGCAGAGAAUAUUGAUUAUCUCGAAUAGCAAUUGCGUUCAGUCAGCUAAACAUGAUGUUACUGACUGGACAUGCAUGAGAGGAUGGUUAAAUUUACCUGUGGGCUUGUCCAUGGAAUAUGAAAUAUACAAGGCUACGAAUAUCUUGAGGAGCUAUUGCCAGGUUGAUAGGUUUGAUCCUGAGAAAUCGAUUCCCUGGGCUGUCCUUAAAAGAGCAAAAGGGCUUGCCAUCCUAACAGUAGUUAAAGUUGGUGCACUUCUUACUUACAAGGUUGGUACUGGUCUUGUAAUUUCUCGAAGGAUCGAUAGAUCAUGGUCUGCACCAUCUGCCAUUCUAUCAAUUGGUUUAGGAUGGGGAGCACAGGUAUGCAUAUAGUUAGAUGGCCAAUCUUCUCUUUUGCAUCUGUUCUAACAUGCAAUAUUUGGUAACUGUCUAUUUUCAUAGCAACUAUAAAUGCCAAGAAUCAGCAUAUUUGUCUCAGUUUAAGUUUGUCUGGAGAUAUGUUGUCACAACUCAUAAACAAUGAUCAAUUAGGAAAUUUCAGGAGGAACAACAGUAGUUGAGAUUAAACAAAAGAACUUAAACAAAACAGAAUAAUUAUGUGCCUUAUGAUUAA